This is a messenger RNA of Entrophospora sp. SA101, 408 nucleotides long. Lineage: Eukaryota; Fungi; Glomeromycota; Glomeromycetes; Entrophosporales; Entrophosporaceae. The record is from the annotation of a GenBank genome assembly.
AUGAAGAAUCGUAGAAAAGGACCUGAAUUUAUUCAAGCGUUUAAAAAAGUCCUUCCAGAAGCCAUCGAACAUGCAUAUCGUCAUGCAGUACCUCAUGUUCAAAACUCAAUAACAAGAGUUAUUAAUAUAUGGGAUGAGCGAGAAGUAUUUGACCAUGAUUUUAUAGAUCAAUUAAGGGAAAAUUUGACAGGACAAAAAUCAAUUACAAAAACCAAAGAAGUACAACCAGAUCAAAGCAAUGAUUUGCCACCAAAUUUUAAUCGACCAGAAUUUAUCAAAUUAGCAACAACUACCAAAUCAAUAGUUGAUUUAGAAUUAGUUAUACAUGAGUCCAGUAAUAAGGUUUCUAAGUUUUGGACAGAAGUUAUGGAGGUUGAAGGUAUUGUUUUAAUGACGGUUAAGGGUUGA